GCAUGUUUGAGCGACAAUGUAGAUAUUGCUGAGUAUCUUCUCUCUCAUGGGAUAACUAACAUAAAUAGCAAAGACAAGACGGGGAGAACACCUGUAGUAUGUGCAGCAGAGCAGGGCAAUAAGAAAGUUGUUGAUCUGCUGGUGAGCAAAGGAUGCAACUUGUCGGUUGUGGAUGAUCGAGGUAGAAACAUUCUACAUGUUGCAUGUUUGAGUGACAAUGUAGACCUUGUUGAGGAUCUAUUCUUACGUGGGAUAGCUGACAUUGAGAGCAGAGACAGGGUGGGGAGAACACUAGUGAUGUAUGCAGCAAAAAAGGGCAAUAAGAAAGUUGUUGAUCUGCUGGUGAGCGAAGGAUGCAACUUGUCGGAUGUGGAUGAUCGAGGUAGAAACAUUCUACAUGUUGCAUGUUUGAGUGACAAUGUAGACCUUGUUAAGUAUCUUAUCUCGCGUGGGAUACCUGACAUUGAGAGCAAAGGUCAGGAUGGACGUACACCGAUGAUGUAUGUAACAGAGAAGGGCAAUCAGAAAGUUUUUGAUCUGCUGGUUAGCAAAGGAUGCAAGUUGUCGGUAGUGGAUGAUCUAGGUAGAAACAUUCUACAUGUUGCAUGUUUGAGUGACAAUGUAGACCUUGUUGAGGAUCUAUUCUUACGUGGGAUAGCUGACAUUGAGAGCAGAGGUGAGGAUGGAGGUACACCGGUGAUGUAUGCAGCACAAGAGGGCAGUAAACGAGUUAUUGAUCUGCUGGUGAGCAAAGGAUGCAAGUUGUCGGUUGUGGAUGAUCUAGGUAGAAACAUUCUACAUGUUGCAUGUUUGAGUGAAAAUGUAGACAUUGUUAAGGAUCUUCUCUCGCGUGGGGUUGCUGACAUUGAGAGCAGAGGUCAGGAUAGACGUACACCGAUGAUGUAUGUAGCAGAAAAGGGCAGUAAGAAAGUUUUUGAUCUGCUGGUGAGCAAAGGAUACCGGAUAUAG
This is a messenger RNA of Haliotis rubra (blacklip abalone), 969 nucleotides long. RefSeq names its product putative ankyrin repeat protein RF_0381. The transcript is spliced from 2 exons. The record is from RefSeq and is a predicted model, not a curated record. Gene Ontology annotation, molecular function: protein binding. NCBI's taxonomy places the organism in Eukaryota, Metazoa, Mollusca, Gastropoda, Lepetellida, Haliotidae. The coding region runs from base 298 to 969 and encodes 223 amino acids.